This is a messenger RNA of Suillus clintonianus, 348 nucleotides long. RefSeq lists its product as uncharacterized. The record is from RefSeq and is a predicted model, not a curated record. The transcript has a single exon. Lineage: Eukaryota; Fungi; Basidiomycota; Agaricomycetes; Boletales; Suillaceae. The coding region runs from base 1 to 348 and encodes 115 amino acids.
AUGUCCGAAGGAACCUGGGAGAAAUUGUCCCAGGUCGCUGUCAAGGGUGCCGAACAUGACUCUCGUGAACGCCGGCCCCAUCCCAAAUGUUUGAAAGGGACCCGCGUAGCCGUUCUCACUCACAUCUACGAAUUAUUGGACACGAAAGAGAAGAAUCAACUCAUUUGGCUGCAUGGCACCGCAGGCCUCGGAAAGUCUGCUGUUGCGUUCACUGUAGCUGAAAGGACGAAAAUAAAAACGCGAUUUGCGGGAACAUUCUUUUUCUCGCGCAAGCACACGAAGCGCAGGACGACUAGGGUCACAAACGCAGUAAGCCUCCGUGCAGAUGCUAACCUAUGUCUUUGUUGA